Messenger RNA from Chelmon rostratus (copperband butterflyfish), 1875 nucleotides. RefSeq names its product putative nuclease HARBI1. The record is from RefSeq and is a predicted model, not a curated record. NCBI's taxonomy places the organism in Eukaryota, Metazoa, Chordata, Actinopteri, Chaetodontiformes, Chaetodontidae. The transcript has 2 exons. The coding region runs from base 54 to 1169 and encodes 371 amino acids.
AUCAUGCAGUUCAUGCAGUGAGCUUCGAUUGAAAACUUCCAUGGUGUAAACAAAUGGCCUUCGCCCUGCCGGUGUGGCUGGCGGUCCAGGAUGAGCUCCUGGGGCAUAGCGAAGUGGACAGCGGGGCUCCGUGCUGUUUCGACGAGUUCGACGACGAAGCUUUGUUCCAGGUUUUCCACCUCACCAGACCCUGCAUCGCUUUCAUCGCAGACUCUGUACGCACCCGCAUGAGGGAAGUCGCUUUAAAGAAACCCGCGCAGUCAGUGGACGCGAUGGUCAUGGUGGCCCUGAACUAUUACGCACACGGACUCUCCUCCGCUGACGUCCAGCAGAGAGUCGGGCUGAGGCAGACCGAGUGCCCCGCGGUCAUCAGCACCGUGUCCGGGGUCAUCGCGGGGAUGUCCGAUCAAUUCAUCUCAUUCCCACAAAUGGAGGAAGCCAAAGCCAGUGUCGCCUUCACCACAGAGAAAUUAUGCGGGAUCCCCAACGUGCUCGGCGUCCUGGCUCCUGCUCACUUUAAGAUCAGAGCUUCUCCCUAUGAGAAGGACUCUUUCAGGUCUUUUGUCAACACUCUGGGUUACACCUCUGUGGUGAGCCAGAUGAUUUGCGACUCCGACGGCAACAUACUGAGUGUUGAAAAGUGCUGUGUGGGUAGCACGUUUGAGCAGGAAAUGUGGGAGUCAUCGUUCAAAGGAAGGGAGAUGGAGGAGGAACAGCACGGAUCAUACUGGGUUAUUGGUGGAAAAGGUUACCACCUGAGCAAACAUGUCUUGACUCCUGUGUCAGAUCCCACAAAUGUCAAGGAGACCCGCUUCAACGCGGCCCACGCAAAGAUCCACAACGUCAUGCGGACAACGCUCGGCUCCAUGAAGAGGCGUUUCAGGUGUUUGAUGCAACUUGGUUUUGCACAAGAAGGCUCUUUGAACAAAAAGUCCAACAUUAUCAAGGCCUGCUGCGUCCUGCACAACAUUGCUCAGAAGUUCUCCGUCCCUCCCCCGCCUGCAACUGGCAAAAUUGAGCGUCUGCUUCCAGGCAAGCAGCAUUUAGUGGCAGUAGAAAUCAACCCCGAGGCCCUAAAAGCCAGACAAGAACUCAUCGAUAAUCACUUCUCUGUUGACUCCAGAAGCGAGGAUGCACUGAGUACACGCGUCACAGAAGAGAAGGUGUGAGCAGAGUGGUCGUGUUUGCUCUGAGAAGCAAAGAGGAUCAUUGACAUACUGAUAGUUAAGAACAAACACCGGAACCGAAACCCAUCUUAUAAUGAUUUAUAGAUUAAUACACAGUUUGGAGCGAGUUGCUGUUCUGUGACAGUUUGACACCAACAUGUAAAUGUGACAGCGUACUGGGUUUUUCAUGUCGUUUGCAGACUUUUUAAAAACUUUUCCAGGUAUUUUUGUUAAUAAAAAUAUUUUAUUUCUUGCACAAAUAGAAACUCAUUCUUUUCUGUCUUUUUCUCAUGUUUCUGAACAUGAGAAUUUGAAAACAUUCUUCAGUCAUCUGGACUUUUUGUUCCCUCACAUAAUAAUAAUGAUGAUAAUAAUAUACAUUUGGUAAAUGAGAGGAACAAAAAUUCAAGUUAAAUAAAAUAUCAAGUGUGCUGUGCAGUAAAUAAAAACUUGUGUUUUUCAUAUUUACAGUUUCCAACAAAAUAUAGUUUGUAGACUUUAGAAGUUUUUUUCUUUAGUAGUUUUUAAGUGCACAAAAGACUGACUACAGGGCUGACAAUCUCAUUUCGUUUAGGCAGUUUGGUGAAACUCUCGGAGUGCAGUGGCAUUGGCAUAUAUCAUGUCUGCAUUCUCAUAUAUGUUCUCUUCUGUCUUCUCAUUUGCCUUCAGACAGUCCAUGAUGCACUGGUGCAAGAAAACAUACUGGGAC